Messenger RNA from Lycium ferocissimum, 2114 nucleotides. RefSeq names its product pentatricopeptide repeat-containing protein At1g80270, mitochondrial-like. NCBI's taxonomy places the organism in Eukaryota, Viridiplantae, Streptophyta, Magnoliopsida, Solanales, Solanaceae. Gene Ontology annotation, molecular function: protein binding. Gene Ontology annotation, cellular component: mitochondrion. Bases 123 to 1967 code for a protein of 614 amino acids. The transcript is spliced from 3 exons. The record is from RefSeq and is a predicted model, not a curated record.
AUUGCGCAAGGAAGGGUCACUUUUCCCUAUUUGCUAGUUUCCGUCAUUUUAUGGGUACCUAAAAGAAUAUCAAAAGAGAGGGGGUUUUAGGGUUUAAGGUUUUUGAGACUGACUUUGCAAUCAUGUGGGCAAUUCGUAGAGCCUCUUCUUCCUUCAAGAAACAAGUGUUUGUGACCGGGCGCUCUCGAAUUUGUUAUGCCACUUCAGAAAUUUCCAGUGAUGGGCUUAAAGGGGCUUCCAAUGUAAUAUCAGAUAGACCUCUUACAUUUAGAGGAUUCCAAACAUCUCAUGGUUUUCCAAGAUUAUUCAUGGAAAGCCGAAGUUUCUCUUCGCAAGCUGGCACAAAGAGCAGCGGAGAAGAAAAUAGUGAUUCAGAAGAUGGAUUUUCAGAGCUUGAAUCUUCUACUGCAACUGAAGCAAUACAAGAAGCCAACAAAGUGGACGAGUCAGUCUCUGAGCAAGAGCUCUCUGAAGAGGAUCUUGAUGGUGAAGCACCUCAGGAAUUAGAGCUGUCUGAUACGGAGAGUGAAGUUAGCAAACGGAAGUCUUCAAGGAAAAGAGUUUCUUCUGCAUUAUACAAUGCUAUUGUGGCUGCACCAGCUUUAUCUGUUAGUAAAAUUUUGGAUAAAUGGGUUGAAGGAAAUGACGUGACACGGGCAGAAGUAGCAGAAGCGAUGCUUAAUCUUCGUAGAAGGCGCAUGUACGGGAGGGCACUGCAGCUCUCUGAGUGGUUGGAGUCAAAAAAGCAGCUCCCUUUUACUGACAGAGACUAUGCUUCUCGUGUUGAUUUAAUUGCCAAAGUCCGAGGUCUAAAGAAGGCAGAAGAUUAUAUUGGGAUGAUACCAAAGUCUUUCAGAGGUGAAGUUAUUUAUCGCACUUUAUUGGCCAAUUGCGUCGCCGAAGGUGAUCUGAAGAAAUCUGAGCAGAUUUUUAACAAAAUGAAGGACCUUGAACUCCCAUUAACUUGCUUUACUUGCAAUCAGUUGCUCCUUCUAUAUAAGAGGACUGAUAAAAAGAAGAUUGCCGACGUUCUCUUGCUAAUGGAGAAGGAAAAUGUGAAGCUAUCCCUUUUUACUUACAAAACAUUGAUAGAUGCUAAGGGGCAAGUCAACGACAUAUCUGGAAUGGAGCAAAUUGUUGAGACCAUGAAGGCUGAAGGGAUAGAACCUGAUAUCAACGUAAAGAGCAUCUUGGCAAAGCACUAUCUCUCAGGUGGUCUCAAUGAGAAGGCCGAGAAUGUACUAAAAGAGAUGGAAGGAGGUGAUAUAAAUGAAAAUCGCUGGGCAUGUCGUAAUUUGCUUCCUCUUUAUGCAGCUCUUGGAAGGGCCGACGAAGUUAGUAGAAUCUGGCAAGUUUGUGAGUCUAAUCCUCGGCUUGAUGAAUGUGUGGCUGCUGUUGAAGCUUGGGGGAAACUGCAUAACAUUGAGGAGGCGGAAGCAGUCUUUGAUAAGAUGGCAGCAAAAUGGCCAACAAUCUCAUCGAAGCAUUAUUCUGUUUUAUUGAGAAUUUAUGCAAAUCAUAAGAUGUUGUCCAAAGGAAAGGACCUUGUGAAGCGUAUGGCUGAGAGUGGUUGCCGAAUUGGGCCAUUGACUUGGGAUGCCCUAGUCAGACUUUAUGUUGAAGCUGGAGAAGUGGAAAAAGCAGAUUCAAUAUUGCAUAAAGCUGCAGAGCAGAAUCGCUUGAGGCCAAUGAUUAAUUCUUAUUUGGUCAUUAUGGAACAAUAUGCAAGGAGAGGUGAUGUUCAUAAUACCGAGAAAAUGUUGCACAGAAUGAAACAAGCUGGAUAUGUUUCCCGAAUUUCCCAGUACCAGUGCCUUAUUCGGGCCUAUGUAAAUGCCAAAGCUCCUUGUUAUGGUAUUGCUGAGAGAAUGAAGGCAGAUAAUGUAUUUCCAAAUAAAGGAUUGGCAAACAUGAUGGCUCAGGUUGAUGCAUUCAAGAAGUCUGCUGUGUCUGACUUGUUGGAUUGAUUGAUUGAUGUACCCGCCCUACCUUUCUUGUGAUAAUGGAUCUUGCAUACUUAAUAGAUUGAUUAUUAUGCAUUGUCAGUUGUAGGAUGAACACUUUUGAGAUAUCAGCUUCCUUUUCUUUGACUAAUUAUCAUGUUAUUCCCGCUU